GGCAAAUAUGGAAGAGAAGGGAGAAAGUAUCUAUUAUCAGAGAGGUUUCUAACUAGAGAGAGGGGGUGGCUUUUGGAGGUAGUUAGGAGAUAUUUUGAGAGAGAAUUCUUGGGAAGGAAGCCAAGAAAAACAGAGGAUGUUUCUGGAGGGAAGAGGGACAACAUUGUGAGUAGUAGCAAAGAACUUUGGGAGAGGUGAGAUUCCGGAGAGCUUUUGAGAGAGUUUUUCUGAAGCAUUGUAUCUUUUCUGGAAGUAAGGAAAAGAACGAAGAGUGACUUGAGGGGAUACAGAGAGACUUUUCUGGACUUUUCUGGAGUGGUUUUCUGGAGAACAAGGAGGCUAUUUUUGCUGAGGAGAGGAGUAGGAGAAGAAUCGGUCAACGCAUUGAUCGCUUGACACCAAGGGUGCAAAAUAGAUCCUGCCAAAGGUCCAUUGUCACUCUCUUCGACCUGCUCUCUGCUCUACUUUCCCCUCAAAACUCUUUGACAUUUCAACUUCCACGUGGUUGAUUUCCUACAGAUAAUAACCCCACAUAAAUACAUGAUUUAUGUCAAAAGAGCUCUCGACAGGGGAACUUUUGGGAGUUAAGGGGUGGCCGAAAAUUAUUUUUCAAUCAGUGUGUGCAUGUAGUUGAAUCUGCUACUUAUUAUAUCAAGCUCGAGUUCAUCUGCUCGACACAGAGCCGUUUGAGGAUGCAUUUGGACCAAAGAAAAAGAGAGUGACCAAAGCUUAUGGCGAUGGGUUAUGAGUCUUUAGUGAAGAAAGCUGAUGGUGCUCAGGAUGCAUUUGAGCAGAAGGAUGCUGGUAGUGUGCAUACAGAAGGAAGUGAAGGAGAUGGAUUCGGGGACCUUGUCCGCCAUACAAUGUUUGAGAAGGGUCAAAGCAAACGUAAUUGGGGUGAGCUCCACAAAGUGAUAGACUCUUCAGAUGUUGUUGUCCAGCGAGUCUCAAGAGUUUUCCAAAUCUGAGAUGAGGUUUCACAGCCAACCAUACGAAGCAAAAGACUCUCUAACAUCGAAGAAA
Messenger RNA from Vitis riparia (riverbank grape), 1023 nucleotides. Its product is annotated as nuclear/nucleolar GTPase 2-like. Lineage: Eukaryota; Viridiplantae; Streptophyta; Magnoliopsida; Vitales; Vitaceae. The record is from RefSeq and is a predicted model, not a curated record. The transcript is spliced from 5 exons. The coding region runs from base 732 to 968 and encodes 78 amino acids. Gene Ontology annotation, cellular component: nucleolus.